Molecule: messenger RNA, 2292 nt
Organism: Histoplasma mississippiense
Lineage: Eukaryota; Fungi; Ascomycota; Eurotiomycetes; Onygenales; Ajellomycetaceae
Exons: 4
Coding region: 1-2292 (763 amino acids)
Biological process (GO): intra-Golgi vesicle-mediated transport
Cellular component (GO): Golgi membrane
Source: RefSeq, a predicted model, not a curated record
AUGGAUGCCCUCGUCGCAACUGAGAGCGUCCUCGAUGGGAGUACAUCGACGGACACCGGUAAGGCAGAGGAACCUGCCAAAUCCGAAAAGCUCGCCCAGGAGGAAAACAAGUUCCAGCAGGCUAUUGCAGUAUGGAGAGGCAUCGACCUUACGAGCCUGGUGCCAAAACUUGACACUACCGCAUCAGACAUCAUAGCACAUCAACGAGACUCUCUUGUGCAACGAAAAGAUCUGGCUCAGAAAACCAAAGAUUUCCGAAAGCUCGAUGAUUCUACGAAACUCUCGGAAUACAAAGGCUUGUUGAAAUCAUACCAGACGUUCAUUGACCUCCUCACCUACCAUGGCAAGGCUUCUUCAUCCGCAUUUUUGCAGCUUUACUCCUCGUUAUCGGAAGCCCCCGAUCCGUAUCCGCUCCUCGAAGCAUCCGUUGAUUCCCUAGUCGUGUCCGAAGAUACCGUUCCCAAAUUGACAUCCGAGAUAGACUUUCUUCGAAAGAGCACAAACCGCCUUACGUCCCAAUUGGAGGAGUCGGAAAAGAAAUUGGAGGAAGAACGAUCACUCCGACGCAAGUUUGAAGAAAGCCAGGAUGCAAGAAUCCAGGAAAUUGAGGCAUCCUGGGCAGCGGUUCUGGCUGAGAAGACCAGUAAUUGGGAAUCUAAGGAGAAGAACUAUGAGGAAAAGUCGGAAAACCACGAACGCUUACUCAAGGAAAUCAAGGCGAGCUACGAAGUAAAUCAAAGAUUGGACCGAACAGACGGUGAAGACACGUCAAGGAGUUCCGCCACCGCAGCGGAGCUUGAAAUCGUUGCGUCAGAACUGGAGAAGACCAGCGAGCGAUUGGCAGAGCUCGAGGCUCGGAACGAGCAAUUGAGUUUAGAGCUUGCGCAGGCUGUAUCACAUUCCCAGUCCGAGUACAAAAACCGCACGCUCGAAGAUGACCCGACAUUCCUACGGUUGCAAGCGGAAAAUUCGUCUCUUUUGCGAAAACUCGACUCUGCCCGCUACGAAAAAGAUGCGGAAAAACAUUCGUGGGAAGGAAGACUCCGUCAGGUAGAAAGACAGAACCUGCAGAUAACGGCUGAACGAGAUGAAUUGAAAUCCAAGUUGGAUAAAUGCGCAGAUUACGAAGAUAUCCGACGGGAGCUUGAAGUCAUGAAGUCCAUUGAGUUUUCUACUGGGGAUGACGAUGAGAAGGACGUGACGGAGGAUCCAAAUUUGAUUUCUCAUAACGACUCCGGCAAAUCGAAUGAGAACUCCUUAGAGCAGCUCUUAUUAAGUAGGAAUAAGAAGCUUUCGAAUGAGCUGACUAUUUUGAGAGUGUCCCAUCAAGAUUUACAGAAUCAGCUAGAAACCCUACGGAAGGAUUUGUCCAAGUCAAACGCGGACCUCCAAAAAUCGCGGAAUUUGGCAUCCACUCUGGAAAACGAUCUUCUCCAGAUGCAACGAGAAGCAUCGAGUUUCCCAUCUGCUGCCAUGUCGGUUGCCGGCACGUACGCGUCGAGAUACCCCCACUCCUACCGUAGAGGCCGAGCCCCGUCACCCACUUCCUCAAUCAUAUCCGGCUUUGACCACGCACACGCAUCCGCAAACACAAUGGAAGCCAUCAAGGCCGGCUCGCCCGUGGGCGGCGGCUCAGGGAUCCUGCCAAUGGUCCAAGCCCAACGAGACCGCUUCAAGCAGAAGAACACCGAGCUGGAAGAGGAGCUGUCGAAGACGUACGCAAUCGUCAAAUCGCUCCGCCAGGAAGUCGCCUCGCUCCAGAAGGAUAACCUCAGCCUGUACGAGAAGACGCGCUACGUGUCCACCUACAACCGAAGCGGCGGGCAGGGGCAGCGGCAGCGGCAGCGGGAGCAGCCCGCGACCUCCGCGUCCGCGUACGGCAACACCCCGAACGCCAGCGCCAUGCAUCUCGGCGCAGACUCGGUCGACCGCUACCAGUCCGCGUACGAGGCGCAGAUAUCGCCCUUCGCGGCCUUCCGCGGCCGGGAGUCGGCGCGCGCGUACCGCCGCAUGAGCGUGCCGGAACGCAUCAUCUUCUCCAUCACGCGGAUGGUGCUCGCGAACCGCACGAGCAGGAAUCUGUUCGCGGGCUACUGCGUGGCGCUGCAUGUGCUUCUGUUCGUGAUGUUGUAUGUGAUGAGCACGUCGGAGAUCGAGAAGCACGCGGCCGGCGCGGCGCUGGGUUCGCUCGGUGGAGCGGCGAUGGCGGGGUCGGCGGGCGCAGCUGGCGGGAGCGGGGGCAGUCCCGGCAAUGGCGCGGGAAGCGGCGAUUGGCAGCAGGAGAACUUCUAG